Molecule: messenger RNA, 2681 nt
Organism: Phialemonium atrogriseum
Lineage: Eukaryota; Fungi; Ascomycota; Sordariomycetes; Cephalothecales; Cephalothecaceae
Exons: 4
Coding region: 102-2489 (795 amino acids)
Biological process (GO): threonyl-tRNA aminoacylation
Cellular component (GO): cytoplasm
Molecular function (GO): ATP binding; threonine-tRNA ligase activity
Source: RefSeq, a predicted model, not a curated record
AAACGGUGGACAUUUUGACUCACACUUGUGCUAAUCAAUUCGAGUUACCUUGUCAAUCAAGAGAGACAACCGCCCAUAUCGAACCUGGCCACGUCAUUACCAUGGAGCAGGCCAAGCAAGCCGUCAGCGCAGCAGCCGAGGGCGUGAAGAACCUGUCCCUCGGCAAGGAGGCCAAGGCUGGCAAGAAGGAGAAGAAGGAUAGGAAGGCCCCGAAGGAGGUGGCCGGGGCUGCUGCCUCGACCCUCUCCGAACUGAAACCGCGCCCCGGCUUUAUCGACGAACGUCUCGAGCUGUUCGACAAGCUCAAGAAGCAGCAGGAUGAGGACAUCGCCAAGAAGCCGCGCGACCCAAUCAUGAUCACCAUGCCCGACGGCAGUGUCAAGCCCGGUGUCGCAUGGGAGACCACCCCCAGGGAGAUCGCUGAGGGUAUUUCCAAGAGCCUAUACAAGCGUGCCUGCGUGGCCAGGAUCCGCGCCGAUGGUGACCCCGUCCUCUGGGACCUGGACCGUCCACUUGAGAGCAGCUGCAGGCUUGAGAUCCUCGACUUCAACCACCCGGAGGGCAAGCAGGUCUUUUGGCAUUCGAGUGCACACGCCCUUGGUGAGGCGAGCGAGCGGCUUUACGGAUGUAAUCUUUCUCGGGGUCCCCCUACAGAAGACGGGUUCUAUUACGACAUGGCUCUCCCCGGCGAUGCAGCAGUUCACACAUCGGAUUGGCAGCCGAUCGAGUCCUUUGUCUCGAGGAUCGCCAAGGAGAAGCAGAAGUUUGAACGGCUGGAGAUGUCCAAGGAGGAUCUCCUCAAGAUGUUCGCGAAUAACGAGUUCAAGAAGCACUACAUCGAGCAUAACGUUCCGGACGGGACACGCUCCACCGUCUAUCGGAAUGGUCCCUUCAUUGAUUUCUGCCGAGGACCCCAUAUCCCCGAUACAGGCAGAAUUGAGGCAUUCGCCGUGCAGAGGAACUCGGCCACCUACUUCUUGGGCGAUGCGAAGAACACAUCUCUCCAGAGGAUUGUCGGCAUCUCGUUCCCCGACAAGAAGCAAAUGGCCGAGCACAAGAGGAUCCUGGAGGAAGCGGCCAAGAGAGAUCACCGCAGGCUAGGCAAGGACCAAGAACUCUUUUUCUUCCACCCCUUUUCCCCUGGUUCGGCGUUCUGGCAACCUCACGGUAUGAGGGUAUAUGACGCCAUUGUGGACUACAUCAAGGAGGAGUACUGGGACCGGGAUUACGACAUGGUCAAGACCCCGAAUAUCUUCUCGCAGGAGCUAUUUGAGAUAUCUGGUCACUGGCACCACUACAAGGAGGACAUGUUCCACUGGCACGUGGAACACGAUGAGGAGGGGAAAGACGGGCAGCCGACCGAGCGAAAGGAGAUUGGCCUGAAGCCCAUGAACUGCCCUGGCCAUGCUCUCAUGUUCCGCGAGCGCGACCGUAGCUACCGUGAGCUGCCGCUCAGAUACGCCGAAAACGGUGUUCUCCACCGUAACGAGGCGUCCGGCGCGCUUUCCGGCCUCACCCGUGUGCGCCGCUUUGAGCAGGACGAUGCGCAUAUUUUCUGCCGAGAGGACCAGAUCGGCGCCGAGAUGGAUGACAUCUUCGAUUUCCUGCGCCAGUUCUACGGAAUCCUCGGACUCACCUUCAAGCUUCGCUUAUCCACCCGGAACCCAGACAAGUUCAUGGGCAAGAUCGAGACCUGGGACCGUGCUGAGGCGAUGCUGAAGGAUUCCCUUAUCGCCCUAGCUGCCUCGGGUAACGUGGAAUGGGAGCUGAAUGAGGGCGACGGCGCCUUUUACGGGCCGAAGAUCGAUAUUGCCGUGCUCGACUGCUUGAAGCGAUCAUGGCAGUGCGCCACCAUUCAGCUGGACUUCAUGCAGCCCGAGAACUUUGGCCUCGAGUACAUGACGGGCGAAUCUACUGAAAACAUCAAGGCCGCAACCCAGGAUGCCGAGGGCGACAAGAAGGUCCCCGAUGCAGAGGCCAAGACCGCCGAGGAGGGCUCGGAUAAGCGCGGGGCGAAGCCGCUGUCUCCGGGUUAUGCUCGUCCCAUCAUGAUCCACCGCGCCAUGGCCGGGAGUAUCGAGCGUUUCGUGGCUAUUCUGAUGGAGCACUUUGCCGGCAAAUGGCCGUUCUGGCUGUCACCGCGCCAGAUCCUUAUUAUUCCCGUCUUCAAGGCCUCGUACGACUACGCCCAGGAGCUGCGGGGCAUCUUCCGGAAGCAGAAGAUGUUUGUCGAUGUCGACCUCAGCGGCGAUCUUCUGAAGAAGAAGAUCCGCAAGGGCCAGCUGGCACAGUACAACUUUAUAUUUGUCGUCGGCGCCGAGGAGGUGGAUGGCCGCAUGGUCAACGUCCGGUACCGCGACGACCCAUCCACCCAGGACCGCGGUACCCCCGUUCCCCUCGACGAGGCCAUCGCCAAGCUCAAGCAGCUCAAGGCCGACCGUGGCAUGUAUAACCCAUUCCAGGCACCCAAGCCGGCUGAGGCGGCGUAAGGGAGGCCGUGAUCAUGCAACGGGCGAGACAGGGGUAUGGGGUAGACUUGCGGCGGUAAGGCGGCGAUCAACGUUAGGUAGUAAGGCCAGAAAACUAAACUAGGUAGCGUAGUGCGACGUGGGUCGUGAUGAUACGCCCCAAUGAGAAGCCCCUGAAUACGCCCCUGAAUCCCCUCCCUGGUACUGAAAGCG